Molecule: messenger RNA, 1660 nt
Organism: Sycon ciliatum
Lineage: Eukaryota; Metazoa; Porifera; Calcarea; Leucosolenida; Sycettidae
Product: kelch domain-containing protein 10-like
Exons: 11
Coding region: 252-1511 (419 amino acids)
Biological process (GO): positive regulation of stress-activated MAPK cascade
Molecular function (GO): protein binding
Source: RefSeq, a predicted model, not a curated record
UUGGUAGUACUUAUCAAUAUUCUGCACACAAUUGUACUGUUACUGGUAUGCACAGUACCCCACUUGUCUUUGCUGUGUGAACGUUCCUGUGACGAGACGGUUUCCCAUGCAAGUAGGGCGGGAAGUACUCGUGGAUCUGCCAUGGCUGUACCAAGAACGAGACGAGAAAAGCAGUGACCAUUGCUUUCGUGGUGCUCUUUCCACUGCAUGUAGAAUAAUUAUUGCCAUUCCAAUAAUUAAUACAAGUUUUGAUGGCCAGCUCUGAUGGGACGGGCUCGGCGCGCUCGUCCGCUGUGGACGGUAAGGUGAAGCCGCGCGAUAACUAUCUAUUCUCGCUGUUCAAGUGCAUUGAAGAUGCAUCAAGCAUGAGCCCAUGUGCACGCAGUGGCCACUGUGCAAUGCUCUAUGGAACAUCUAUGAUCGUCUUCGGUGGCUAUUUCUGUACUCCGAAUGGCCAAGGCAAAAAUUUCUCAGGCGUGUUUGUGUAUGACUUGAUUCUUCUCACCUGGAAGAAGAUCACCUGUGCAAAUCACUGUGUUCCCAAAAGAACAGCAUCGUCAGGGGCUUGCUUUGUGGAUGGAGAACUGUUUGUAUUCGGCGGUUCCGGUGAGAAGUUUGGCUCGUCCACCGAGGGCAAUUGCUUUAAGUUUGAUUUCGGAGAGGAGCGUUGGAGCAAGGUACCGCCUCAAGAGCCCAUGCCCACACCAGUGUAUGGCCAUGGUUUGACAUACUGUGCUGAGAGUGACGAGCUGUACUCCUUUGGUGGAACUACGGGAUAUUCGUACAUCAACACGGUGUUCUCAAUGUCACUGGAAACUAACACUUGGUCAGAAGUGGCGUGCAAAGGUCCAGCUCCCAAGGCCAGAUACAGCCACCGGCUGGUGGCGUGUGACGAUUGCUUCUACGUAGUGUUUGGUGGUACGGGUGGUGCAGACCCACUUGUCUUCACAGACCAUGAUAGGAUUUAUCGAUUCUGCUAUAGCAACCAUUCGUGGAGCUCCCAUCCAUGCCACGCCGAUCCAACUCAUGGCUAUCCCCGUGCAAGGCGAUCGCAUACUGUCGCAUCCAAUAGUGAAGAUGUCAUCAUGUGUGGCGGUGAGCAUGUCACCGAGGACUACGCCGUUGUUCCGCUUGAUGACAUAUGGCGGCUGCAGCUACCCGACACACCGUUUGAGUUAGCAAAGGACGGCAGCUAUGAUUCCUGCUGGCAGCCUAUGGCAGCACGCUGGUGGCGACUGCCAGUUUCUCUUCCAAAUCCCACCUACUUCCACUCUGCUGUCUUGACAGAGUCCGGCUGUUUGUGUGUGUUUGGAGGAAAUAUCUUGACCGAUUCAGGAACAAUUCAACGAGUGAACAAGUGCAUCCGGGUUUACGUCAAUGUUCCAUCUCUAGCAGAGAUUGCGUGGCGCUGUCUCAACGCAGAGUUCCCUGAGAUGAGAAAUUUGCCUAACAGAGAUCGUGCGCAAAUGUGCCUUCCCCGCUGCUACUGGCAAAAAGAUAAUUCGUUUUGAAAAUAGUUUACAGUGCGAUACGAACUACAUUGUAUUGAGCUAACUGCUUGCUGACUUUGAAGCUUUGUAUCUCAUAGAUACGCUGUUCAGAAUGACUGUGUUCCCUUUAGUUUUGGUCUGAUACUCAAUCGGCUCCUCCCCUGCUCGUA